Messenger RNA from Rosa chinensis, 766 nucleotides. Its product is annotated as UPF0434 protein Mmar10_2939. Bases 167 to 433 code for a protein of 88 amino acids. Lineage: Eukaryota; Viridiplantae; Streptophyta; Magnoliopsida; Rosales; Rosaceae. The record is from RefSeq and is a predicted model, not a curated record. The transcript is spliced from 3 exons.
UUUGGUGGCUCAGGCGACGACGAGGUGUGCUCAGGUAGGUACAUAACACUGAGACCCAAAACGAAACGCGUCGUUUUGAUUAGGGCUUUACGAAACGGUGCGUUUGGAAUAAGGGUAUUUGUCUCUUUGGAACAGAGUGUACUCAGAGAGCCCAGGAACACAAACAAUGGUGAGAGGAAGCAUUAAGGUUCUGAAAGAUGCGGCCUCGGGGCUCAAUAAGACCUUAUACGAGAGACUCGUCUGCCCGCUUUCUAGGCAACCCCUGAGGUUCUGUGAGGAAACGAAUUCUUUGAUCAGUGAUGCUAUUGGUGUUUCGUAUCCUAUAAAGGAUGGGAUUCCUUGCUUAGUACCAGCGGAUGGCAAGAUGCUUGAUACAGAUGCAAUAAAACGUGAAGAGGGUGGGGAAUCCUCAGGCAAGAGGAAAGCAGAUUGAGGAGGCAGAGGUAGUCACAAGAGAUCAAUUGUGAAGCUUAAGGUAUGGUCACCAAUUGAGUUUGCAAGUUCUUGUCUUCUUAGCUGUGUUUUUUAAGUCUAUUGUAAGAAUUGGCUUGUUCUUCCAUUUAUAAGGAAAUGCCGGAGGAAAGCAUGUAUGGACAUGUUCAAAAAUCUGUGUCUUAUUAUCUCGGAGGAAUCUGGUAGUGCUAGGGAGGUUCUUUUAGAUCUUUCCGAGUGGGAAACGUUUGUACUUACUGAGAUUUGUCAUAAAGUUUUGAACUGAAUAAAUUCUCAAACAAUUCCAUAUUGCAGAUGUAAACGUUUUCAUUGA